AUGGCGAACACGUACACGGUUGGUUGGAUUUGUGCCGUUGUAAUAGAAUAUGUUGCGGCUCGAGCUCUUUUGGAUAAGAUUCACGACGGACCGCACACCCGAGCCCCAAAUGACGACAAUGCCUACACCUUGGGAGAGAUAGGAAACCACAAAGUUGUCAUCGCCGUGCUGCCAGACGGAGAAUAUGGAACGUCUUCUGCCGCCAGCGUUGCCAAAGACAUGCUUCGCACUUUCACGAACAUUAGAAUCGCCUUAAUGGUAGGAAUCGGCGGUGGAGCCCCGAGCGCAGCAAAUGAUAUCCGUCUUGGUGACAUAGUCGUCAGCUCCCCGAGAAAUCAGAAAGGUGGUGUAAUCCAGUACGACUUUGGGAAGGCGAUCCAAGGCCAAGGAUUUUGUCGAACAGGCUUCUUGAACCAGCCUCCUACCCUAGUACGAGCGGCAGUCACCGCGCUCAGAGCAGAGUAUAUUAGUGAUGGUCACGGUCUUCAGGACGUUAUUGGCUCAGUCCUCGAGAAGAAACCAAGACUUAGAAAAUCAUACGCCCGACCCGACCCAACUUCUGACGUACUAUAUGGUCCUGCAUAUCUUCAUCACGACGGAACAUGCUGCACAGCGGAUGAUGCCAAUGAUGAAUCCAAGGUCAUCGUUAGGCGGCCCAGAGAGGAAGACGACGAUACCUUGGUUAUCCACUACGGCCUUAUAGCUUCAGGCAAUACAUUGAUGAAGGAUGCUUCAAUCAGAGAUCAAAUCGCGGCUGAGACUGGUGUUCUGUGCUUUGAAAUGGAGGCAGCAGGGCUGAUGAACCAGUACCCAUUCCUUGUUAUUCGUGGUAUAUGUGACUACUCUGAUACACACAAGAACAAAUCGUGGCAGGGUUACGCGGCAAUGGCGGCGGCGGCAUACGCAAAAGCAUUGUUAUGUCGUAUCGCUGCUAGCGAGGUAGAUGAUGAGGAGAGAAUCUCAGCAAUGGUGCUGGAAUAUAUCUCCAGAGCCGAAAAAAACAUACAGAAACUGACAGCCACUGCCCAUCGAAAAGAAGUUGAAGAUAUCCUUGAGUGGUUAACACCGAUGAACUAUGGGCCACUCCAGAGCGACAUCAUUAAACUUCGACAACCCGGAACUGGUCAGUGGUUUCUUGAUACCGAAGAGUACCGGAUAUGGGCGAGCGGCAAUGGUCGCACAUUAUAUUGUCCAGGCAUGCCUGGAGCAGGAAAGACAAUGAUUGCCUCCAUAGUAGUUGACGACAUCCUGCGUGUACACCGGGAUGAUCCUACCCUGGGCAUUGCCUUCAUAUUCUGCAACUUUCAGCGCAACGAGCAACAAACAACAGAGAUGCUAUUGUGUAGUCUUCUCAAACAGCUGGUGGGAUUGCUUCCCACACCUCCCCAGCAGCUGGAUGAUCUUUACGACACCCAUCGAAAGUUAAGGACAAGGCCCUCAGUGCCAGAGCUAUCUAAACUGGUUCAGAUUGUACUAGGAAGCUUCUCUCGUGCCUUUGUCAUUGUUGACGCUUUGGAUGAAUGCCAGAAUUCUGAUGCCUCUCGCGAUCGAUUCUUGAAUGCAUUCUUUGAUAUGCAGGCCUCGACAGGGGUCAACAUUUUCUUAACAUCUCGUACCAUUCCAGAAAUUGAAAACAUGUUGCGUGAAGAGAGAGGCGCUUUAAAGCUCGAGAUUGUUGCUGAACAAGAUGACAUGAAGAAAUAUAUACGUGGGCGCAUGUCAGAAUUGCCGGAAUUCAUCAGAAACGACCUGACCUUACGACAAGAAAUUAUUAUGGGGAUUUCUUCGUCUGCGAAGGGAAUGUUCCUUCUCGCAAAACUUCAGCUUGACUCGCUCAAGGAGACGACAUCGAUUAGAGAAGUCCGCUCGUCCAUAGAACGCACAUCUUCAAAAGAAUUAGGAGUUUAUAACAGCGCGUACGAGGACGCUCUACAGAGGAUCGAAAACCAGUCCCCUCAGAAGUCAGAUUUGGCAAAGCGAGUCGUUUUAUGGAUCACGCACUCACUAAGGCAGCUUUCAGAGACUGAGCUACGAUAUGCUCUAUCAGUGAGACCAGGCAGUCUUUCCUUUGACAACGAUGACCUAGUGCAGAUCGACUUCAUUUCCAUCUGUGCCGGGCUGGUGGUGGUGGAUGUGAACAGUAGCGUUAUACGUCUUGUUCAUCCAACCGCCCAUGGAUUUUUCAAACGAACGGUAGCAAGCCACUUCAGCCAAGGGCACAACAUUCUCGCGGAUGCAUGCAUUACAUAUCUUUCGUAUGAGGACUUUGAAGAUGGACUACCGCCUGACAACGCCAGCUAUCAGACAUGGUUACAGUCAAACCCACUAUAUAUGUACGCCGCGACAGCAUGGGGGUCUCAUGUUCUACUGUUAAAGAAUCAGACCCGGGAAACACUUAGCUCUACUGAAGAGAGGGCAUUACGGUUCCUUAGAAAUCGGAAACUGGUUGAAUCUGCCGGUCACACACUCAUGAUACACGCUUAUUCAAGGCCGGAUGAUUAUACACAACUUAUUAAUGCACCUAAAAGGCCGAACGCAUUUCACAUCGUGGGAUAUUUCGGGGUUGAGAAGCUGCUAUCUGAACUAUCUAAACACUAUACAACCCAGAAAAUAAAUGCCGAUGGCGAGGCAGGAAUUAAGCCAGGUCUGGUUCAUAGACCCCAACCUCUGGAAGUUAUUGACCAACUUGGCCGAACGCCGCUCUUCUGGGCAUCCAUCGAGAACAGGGAGGGCGCCAUGCGACUUCUUGUCGGAUUAGGGGCAUCACUGGAAGCUGCUGAUAACGAUGGCUAUACUCCGCUCAUGUUUGCAACGCAAAGUCAACGGCAUGAUACUAUCAGGCUUCUUGUUGAGCUCGGAGCCUCUCUGGAAGCUGUCGAUAAAGAAGGUACUACUCCGCUCAUAUUUGCAACGCUAAACGAUUGGCAUGAUACUAUAAGGCUUCUUGUUGGACUAGGGGCCUCAGUAGAGGCUGCUGAUAAAAAAGGCCUUACUCCGUUCAAAAUUGCAUCGCUAAACCAACGGCAUGAUACUAUGAGGCUUCUUGUUGGACUAGGGGCCUCAGUGGAGGCUGCUUUUGACGAUGGCUUCACUCUGCUCAUGAUUGCAACGCUAAACGAACAACAUGAUACUGUAAGGGUUCUCGUGGAGCUCGGGGCUUCAAUUGAUAGUCCUUGUAAACGCGGUGAGACGGCCCUUCAUUACGCGGCAUUUACAGGUCAAGAAACCAUGGUACGGCUUCUUGUUGACCAGGGUGCUUCAAUUGACGUUCGUGAUGGAGAGGGAAAGACCCCGAUUGAGUGUGUAAGAGAAAAGGACAACGAGGCUAUCGUGCAACUGCUCACUAGGUAG
Molecule: messenger RNA, 3351 nt
Organism: Clonostachys byssicola
Lineage: Eukaryota; Fungi; Ascomycota; Sordariomycetes; Hypocreales; Bionectriaceae
Source: the annotation of a GenBank genome assembly